Molecule: messenger RNA, 6675 nt
Organism: Chelmon rostratus (copperband butterflyfish)
Lineage: Eukaryota; Metazoa; Chordata; Actinopteri; Chaetodontiformes; Chaetodontidae
Gene: enah
Product: ENAH actin regulator
Exons: 15
Coding region: 1-2427 (808 amino acids)
Biological process (GO): actin polymerization or depolymerization; axon guidance; actin polymerization-dependent cell motility
Molecular function (GO): profilin binding; SH3 domain binding
Source: RefSeq, a predicted model, not a curated record
AUGCAGAUCCAGUCUUCUAGUCCACAGUCCAAAGCCUCCAGCUUCAUCCUCAGUCAGAGAUGUGUGCUGGCCUCCAAAAUGGAAAUCCACCGUGAACAGAGCAUCUGCCAGGCGCGAGCCGCCGUCAUGGUGUACGACGAUGCCAAUAAGAAGUGGGUCCCAGCGGGCGGUUCUACGGGCUUCAGCAGAGUCCACAUCUAUCACCAUACCGGCAACAACGCCUUCCGCGUAGUGGGCCGCAAGAUCCAAGAUCAUCAGGUGGUGAUAAACUGUGCCAUUCCCAAGGGGCUGAAGUACAACCAGGCCACGCAGACCUUCCACCAGUGGCGCGACGCCCGACAGGUCUACGGCCUCAACUUCGGCAGCAAGGAGGACGCCAACGUAUUUGCCAGUGCCAUGAUGCACGCCCUGGAGGUGCUCAACUCCCAGGACACAGGCCCCACAUUGCCCAGACAGGGUCCCCAGGUUCAGAAUGGCCCCACACCGGAGGAGAUGGACCUGCAGAGAAGGCAGCUUCAGGAGCUGCAGAAGCAGAAGGAGAUGGAGCGUGAGCGUCAAGACAGGGAGCGUCAGGAGCGCGAGCGCCUGGAGCGAGAGAUGCUGGAGCGCGAGCGACAGGAGCGUGAGCAUCAGGAACGGGAACGUCAGGAGAGGGAGGCGCAGGCGGAGAGGGAGCGACUGGAGCGGGAGCGCCAGGAGCAGCAGGAGCGCGCCGAGCGUGAGCUGAUGGAGAGGGAGAAGGCGGAGAGAGAGCGGAUGGAGAGGGAGCAGCAGGAGCAGUUGGACAGAGAGCAGCAAGACUGGGAGAGAGGGAGACGCAUCUCCAACGCCGCUUUCGAAAGCACCCUGUGCACUCCCACGCCUCAGGAGUACAGCAGGACGUCCUCCACACCCGUGUCUCCGUCCACGCCCACCUACCCAGCCCCUGGGACGCCAUCGCCCUCCUCGACCACUCCCCCAACCCCACCUCUAAGGCAUUCGGCCUCCCGAUUCGCCACCUCGCUUGGUUCUGCCUUCCAUCCCGUCCUGCCUCAUUACGCCACCGUACCAAGGCGACAGCAAGCCUUUCCCCAAGCCCCGCCUCCUGCUCCAGCCCCCGUCCCGGCCCCACCUCCUCCACCCAAGUCUGUGGUGUGGUCAGCAUGCAACUUCACCCCCCUGCCCCCCUCACCCCCUGUCAUGAUAAGUAGCCCCCCUGGGAAGGCUGCCGGCCCACGGCCGCUCAUCCCCAUCGCAGCACCUUCCCCUCUCACCCAGAAGCCCCCCUCACCGGCCCCAAACGGCCCACCCAUGUUCCCCGCACCUUCCCCCGUGACCAUCCCGCACAGCCACACACCCAUCGGUAUCGCCUGCCCCACCCCACCGCCCCCACCCACCCCGCCUCCUCUCCCCUCCCCCGUAGCUCCCCCUCCGUUUUCCUCCUCCGUCUCGUCUCCCCCCUCCUCAUCCCAGGCUCCUGGUGUGCCCUCUCCCUCCACAGCACCCCCUGCUGCUGCAGCCGCCGCCACCUCUGCCUCUGCUGAGCACCUCUCUCUCCCCGUGGGCCUGGGCCUGUCGGGGCCAGGGGAGCCAGACACAGCUACAGGCCCAGAGCCCCACCCGCCUCAACCUACCCCGGGGUUGAGCACCCCGACCCCUCCCCCACCUCCACCCCUGCCACCCGGCUCCACUGUGACCUCUGCGGCCGCCACCCCGGUCGCCACCCCCACCACCCCAGCCGGCCACCCUCCCCCGCCCCCACCUCCUCCACUCCCUCCUACACUGACUCCAGGCGGGACCCCCCCUCCUCCACCAGGUCCACCUCCUCCUCCUGGAGCCCCACCCCCUCCCCCGGCGCCUCCCCUUCCCGCUGGACUGUUCUCUCCUGCGGAGGACCGCCCUAUCUCAGGUCUGGCGGCUGCCCUCGCCGGAGCCAAGCUGCGCAAAGUGCCAAGGAGUGAUGAUGCUGGGGCAGCUCUGGCAGCAGCCAUGUUGGGUGCUGGAGGGGCCGCGGGGGCCAAAUCUGAAGCAAGAGGCAACGGCCCCCUGCCUGGAGGAGGAGGGCUAAUGGAGGAGAUGAGCGCCCUAUUGGCCAGGAGGAGAAGAAUUGCUGAGAAGGGCUCAUCACCUGAACCUGACCAGAGAUCAGAGGAGGGCGAGAUCAACACGACCCCUAAAAUGUCAGCCUGUAGCACACCAGACAUGCCCAGGAAGCCAUGGGAAAGAACAAACACCAUGAACGGUAGCAAAUCUCCAGUUAUCGGAAGACCUAAAUCCACUCCUACGCCCACUGCAUCCUUAAGUGCCAACGGUGUGCCAACAGAAGCUGUUGACUAUGACAGAUUGAAACAGGACAUUCUGGAUGAGAUGAGGAAGGAGCUGUCAAAGCUAAAAGAGGAGCUCAUUGAUGCAAUCAGGGAGGAGCUGGGCAAGUCCAGCACGGCGUAGAGGAUCCGACGUCCUUCUUCACAGCAUCUACAUCCACGUGACCCAACAGACAACCACAGUCAAUUUAAGACAUGACAACACAACAGCGGAAAAUAAAAUCAGCAACACGGUUGAGAUGGCGAUGAUGACAAUAAUCAUAUUAAUACUGAGAGAGGACAUAAUUUGGGGCAGAGCGGCAUCGGACAGAACAACAAUGGACAGGGUAGUGGUGGGAGGCUUGUAACUGACAGCUGUGCCUCACAGAAUCCACUCUAUGGAGGCUGGUGUUCCUGCUGCCUCCCCACCCCAGCCCUCCCCCCGCUGAGGGCAUUGCAUCCUGGAGGACAGUGCACAGUCUGAAAGAGAAGCCAGUGUCUUUAUGCAAAGAUGAUUCCUCUCUCUUUGUCCUAUAAUAACAAGAAAAAACACACAGGAAACAAUAUUGAACUCUUCGAUGAUACUGUAUUAACCAUUGGCGCAUAUGUGAACAGCAGUGUUGAUGCUAAGAAUCAGAACUCUUGUGAUUAACUAUCAAAAGGCGCUUUUAUUAAGAAAGUUUGGAGACAGGAAGAAGGUGGGGAUGAAAAAUCAAAACUUUUUUCCCAUAAUGCCAUAGGGGUAGCCCGUGUGCGUGCAUGUGUGGGUGUGUGAGAGUGUGUAUGGGGGACUGACAGUUUCUGAUGAGGUCCACCACUGCAGGACACUGUAAAGCUUGUCUUCCUCAAAUACUAUUUUAACCAGAAUAUGUACAAAAGAGAGAAAAAGUUAUUUAGAAAAAAAAAGUAUCUAUCAACCAUGUCUGUUUCAGUGUAGAUCUAUGGCCAUAUCAAGUAGCUCAAUAAUCCAACCUUUACACAGGAUGCUCUCUUGUCUGUCUCUUCGUCUGUGGAAUCAUAACCAGAAGUGUCGUUUCCCUCCUGAAGUGAGUGCUCUGUGGAGACGUUUUACUCUCAUUUCUUUGGUCAUACUGUCGAGUGGCAGGUGGAUGAGAAAUGGAGGGUAGCUGCCUGUCAGACAGCAGCCAUUGUAGCUCUCUACCAAACUUUAUCUGUCAACAGAAAGUGCUGAUUUGCUAAUACCCGUCAUGCUCGUUGAUCAUGGCCGGACGUGUAGAUAGAACUGACUUUUCCUUCCAGGACGUUUUGAUUUUAAGACUCUCUCUCCCUCUUUCUCUCUCGGUCUCUGUCAUGUUUGUCAUACUUAGGUACUCUGUUUGAUGCAUGUUUUCUUCAUACGGUGAGGGUCACAAGUCUGCCACGAAAUCGCAUUAACUGUCACAUGUUUUAUUACAAGCAAUAAGUGUAGCAUCUAUUUUAAGGCCCACCAACCCCAGUCCCACCACCACCAGACAUUUAUCAGUGUCUGUCUGUCCUUUUUGGCCCUCCUGAGCCCCCGUUGGACGAUGUUACUGUGUGACAAAACGCCACCUCUUGUAUCGCAGAUUUUCUGUGAAGCUGAAAGUCGGCUGACAUGAAAGAAUAUCAGAGCGACACUGUAAGACAUGAUUCAUGGAAUAACACCAUUUCUAAAUCACAACACUCUCCUUUUUUAUUUUUUUCUAUAAAAUCCAAGGAUACUGUAUCUUUAGCCACAUUGGAGCUGAACUGAUUUUUUAUCCUUUAUUUUUAUUUUACUGCAUUUAUAAAGUAAAACUUUUGAAAUGUGCACAGGACAACCCAAAAGUGUAAGAGAUGGUGUCCGUAUGAGGACAUGAAUGUGCCAUUUACUAUUUCACCAGUGCUUAGUGAUGACGUGUUUGUUUCAUCUUUUUUUCUUUGCCUUUUUCUCCUACCGCUGUCAAAUCCUUAAAAUGAAAAACUGUAUUUUCCCUGAGAUUUUACAGAGAUAAGGGAACUGUCACUUUAUUCUAAAAAGACUUGUGUUUCAACAUUUCCUUCAGUUCAGUGCUGAGUUUGUUUUGCUAAUAGCUCAAGUACAAUCAACCUGAGAGGGAUAUGUUGGGAGCUGAGAGACUGAUAUCCAGAUACUGUAGCUGUUGCUCUGAGGUCACAUGUCAGGGUCAUGGUUAAAACUCCAUGUUACAAUUCUGCACUCCUGCUGUCUGAAUGACAUCCUGAGGAGGGACAGUCGGACUGAUACAAUCAAACCUCAUGACUGUGACAGCCACCCACAGUGGGAUGUGCAGGACAAGCUUGGCUCUUGAAAACAACCUCUGGCUUUGCAAAGUGACAUCCUAAACAAGCUGGAAAAUGGUGCUCUGUGACUUAGCAUCGACAGUGUGAAUCUCGUAGUACCUCGAUUGUUACGUCCAUCAAAAUGAGAACACACAAAGCAUUACCAUGUGCACACUGUCACAGCACUUCACUCUUAAUGUCAUAAUUCUGGCUUCCUUGCAACAGUAACACUAUUUAGCACUUAAAGGGGCACUCCUGUGAUUUAAUAUUGUGCUUUAUUAAAGUUGCAGACUUGAGAAUUGCAUUAGGCAUACAACAACAGUCAAAAUCAAAUCAACAAAGACAGAAAUUUCCUGACUUUUAAUCCUGCUAAAAUGCAGCUUCAAAGCAUCUUUUCAUCAGACACUGGCCUGAUUAAUGUACACACCUUCAAACUCCACAGUCCCAGUUUGUGAUACUAAAUUUCGGUUAAGAAUGAGUUGUUUCCAAGCCUAUGCCAAGGCAACACCGUCACUAUGAUAUUAUCAGGGGUAUUUUGUCUGACUCAACAAAGAUUCUCCAGAACUGCAAAAGACAUAAUACAACUGUUUUCAGGGGCUGAUCAGUGCCCCUCAUGACAAAAUCUGUGGAGUGUCCCUUUAAAUUAUGAUCAGGAGAACCAGCUGAGGAGUUCUCAUCAUGCCUUGCUUUUAUCCUGGGAUCCCAAUGUAAGGUUUGUUAAUCAGUGGCUGUCCGGCUGUUGGAUCUCAUACUACACAACUGUGUUCAAGGGCUUGGAUGUUAUAGCUCUGCUACAAAAGAUGAGAAAUCACUGAUUAGAGUUUCAGUUUCUCGCAUUUGCUUUGGAUUGGGUCAAAUUUCUUAAAAACACUGAGAUGAGAAAAGUGUAUUUAUUUCUGGUGCAGACAUACGGAUGCCACAGUCCUUUGGUUUGAGUGUAGACAGGCGGUCUUGGCAUCUUUUUCAGAUUUCAGAUCUGUUUCAUAUCUCUCUGUUGAUAAUCAUCUUCUCAUCCUUUUUUAAAUGGAAACAUCCAGCCAAGAGGCUCCCUGUACUGAGUGUUUACACAGCAUCAAUUGCACUUUAAGACACCAACUCACAGAGCAAACCAACAUACUCUGACAUGGGUUGCUUAGAGCCUCUGUCGCCAACAGUGUGGCUAUCUCACCAAAGGAUUCAACUCUGCAGUCUCCUGCUAAGCAUAGCCUGAUCACUCUCAACAAAGUCGCCUUUCUUAUUUUUGUAUCAUUUUGUCAAGAGAUCUAACAAAAAAGAUGUCCGUCUCUGUAUUCAGUCCUCUGGACGCGAUGGCAGGUGAAGCGCUUUGAUCAAGAAAAGUUUCUCUUUGUGAAGCUACGUGGUUUGUGCCUUGUUCCGAAGUUGCAUUUAAUAUGUCAAAGAUAUAAAGAUGACUAGUAAUAAUAUCUAGGGACUGUCAUAAUGAUCACAUGCCGUUGUCAUUUUGCUUGUCUUUCUUUUCUCCAUCAUGGUCAAGUUGAUUUGAACGGAGAGUUUAAUGACCUUGGUACUGUUCCCCACCAAAAAAAACAUCUUUGCACCAAGAUCUCCUUUUUUUUUGCUUUUUUUUACAAAAAUGUGAUUUUUUUUUCCAUACAGUUGUGAGCUUGCUUAUACAUCCAUACAGCUCAGAAGUACAAUCAAACCUUUUAGACAUGAGGCCUAUAGGGGUUUGAAGGUGAUCUUCGCUCUGAGAUGAUUUUUUUGAACCUACAGCCCUGUUUGGUAGUCCAGAUCAGUCUGGCUGCAGUGUUCUGUGUUCCCUCAUGCCAUUUAAAUGUCACAUGUGUUUAGCAGCUUAGCUUUCUUUACACACUUGGACAUCUGUUUUGUCCUCUGCAGUGAGGUCUGCUCCAUGUUGAUGUCAGAUAGCUGAUAGAAGCAUUUAUCUUUGUCUGUGAACCCAGUUUUUUUUUUUUUUUCUGAGGGAACUGAAAGAAUUGUGAAUUUGCAGAAAUAUUUGCAGAGAUGAAUUUGGAUGAAGCAAGUUUCAUGGAUGGGUUUCCAGUUAUCAUCUGCAUUGUACCAUACUGUUCUCAUGUUAAUUAGUCUUUUCUUACAUGCUAACACAUUGUUUUGUUUGAGCAAAUUAAAUAAAAAUUGCAAUACAAGACAA